Messenger RNA from Trichoderma harzianum CBS 226.95, 1362 nucleotides. RefSeq lists its product as hypothetical. Lineage: Eukaryota; Fungi; Ascomycota; Sordariomycetes; Hypocreales; Hypocreaceae. The record is from RefSeq and is a predicted model, not a curated record. Gene Ontology annotation, molecular function: catalytic activity. Bases 145 to 1017 code for a protein of 290 amino acids. The transcript is spliced from 4 exons.
GAAUCGCGACAUCGGAUAAAUCCAGUUGGUCUUUUUUGUUGACACUCUUGUAGAAUAUUUAUUAUACGUUUUGGUGACAUUUCUUAUGCAGUAAAUCAUUUAUUAUACUGGUUGCCAUAUACUUCUUGCGUCAAUUAAGCCAUCAUGUCUGCCAGAUUUACUCGCCUCAUCCGCUUCUUGGCCAAGGACGGCCGCACAUAUUACGGCGAUGCCAUCUUGCCUCAGGGAGUCACUGACGUUGCCAAAGCUCAGCGCGCCCGCAUCGUCGAGGGUGACAUCUUUGGUAAAUAUAAUGUGACAGAUCAAGAAAUUGGCGUACGCCUGCUGCUCGCCCCGUUGGCGCAGUCUCAUGUCAAGACUGUUCGAUGCUUGGGGCUCAACUAUGCCAAACAUGCCAAAGAAUCCAACUUACCAGAGCCUAAAUUCCCCGUCUUAUUCUACAAGCCCAUCACCUCUCUCUCUGGCCCUGUCGACCCCAUUCCUGUCCACUCGAUGGCGCAGGAGGGAACCGGCUUGGACUACGAGUGUGAGCUUGUUGUGGUGAUUGGCAAAAGAUGCACAGAUGUGUCCGAGGCCGACGCACUCAAUUAUGUGUUGGGAUACUCGAUUGGCAACGAUGUGUCCCACCGAGACUGGCAGCUCAAGCACGGAGGAAGCCAGUGGUCUCUCGGCAAGGCCUUUGACGGCUGGGCGCCCUUUGGUCCAGCCAUUGUCACGGGCGAUGUCAUCAAGGAUCCCCAGAACCUGAAAAUCUGGACCAAAGUCAACGGGCAAACCGUCCAGGACGGAAACACGGCAGACCAGAUUUUCAGUGUACGACAAAUGAUAUCCUUCCUCAGUCGCGGCGUGACUCUGCUGCCAGGAGAUGUCAUCUUUACGGGGACCCCCGAAGGUGUAGGAAUGGGUCGGAAGCCGCAGCUGUGGCUCAAGGACGGAGAUGUCGUCGAGGUCGGUCUUGAGAGUGUCGGCACGUGUACCAACAAGGUGGAGUUUGAAGCUCCCAAAGCUAAAAUCUAGACGUAUGACGGUCAGAAGCUACUUUGCUUACGAGCAUCUACGGUUUAGCUUGAUGGAUGCGGCAGGUGUUCGUGCUAGGUGAGGCUCUAGGGAUACGGAGAGAGAUUUCAGGUACCCGGCAUGCAUGAUAGGAGACCUGUGUGGCCUCACAUAAACGUGCACGAUGAGGAGGAGUGCGGUUGCGUGUUACUGCUUACAUGUACCGGCAAGCAGCGAUUGAUAUCUUUGGCCUUGAUUUUGCGAUUUCUACCUUUUACGUAGCGAGGUAGAGUGAUUUUUCUGAUAGAGAAUUAUAUCCUAUCAUUAGCUUGUUGUCGUAUUAAAGGACAUGAACAUCAUCACCAC